AGAGUAAAAUGUGACAGGAAGAAGCCAUGCAACAACUGUGUGCGCCGCGGCGAACAUGCCAACUGCAUCUAUGCAGCCCACCCCCCGGCUGCCGGUCAUCGCCGAUCGGAUCUCAAUCGGCUCAAUUUGCCUGGCGCCUUGGCCCAUGAUAAUGACAUUACCUCGCCUUCUGACACAGCUUCCAUCGGCUGCAUCCAUGUUAAUGGGAAUGAAACACAUUAUGUCGGAGGCGAGCAUUGGGCGGUGAUUGCUGACAAUCAAUCGUCCCCAUGGCCUGACCUCCUUCUCGGAUUGCGCGAGUGCUCCACGACCAGAGAUCUGUUAGCGUCCGUUCCACCCAAAGCUGAAGUCGAUAGGUUAAUCUCAAGGUACUUCAACUCAUUAGAUUUGGCGGCAUGGAUCAGCCACGGCCCCACGUUUCAGGAAGACUAUGAGCGGUUCUGGAACGGUCCAACUACAGUCAGUCUAAACUGGCUCAGCAUCCUGUUCAGUAUGAUGUGCUUGGCCACCGAUAUCCUGCUACAGUCCGGCGAAAUGCUGCCCUCGAACGGGGCGAGCGCGCAAGAAUCCGUCAUCUUGUUUCGCAAAAGUAGUGCGCAAUGUCUGAUUUUAGGCGACUAUACCAAGCCAACAGCGUACACGGUGGAUGCACUUCUAUUGUAUUUCUACUGCGAACUCUUACGAUUUCAGGAUACACAUUUUGGAUUGGAUGUGGUCCUUGCGACAAUUGUCCGAGUCGCAAUGAGAAUGGGCUAUCACCGCGACCCCUCCCAUUACCCAGCCAUCUCAAUUUUUGAAGGUGAAAUGAGACGGCGGGUAUGGGCCCUUCUUAUUCAGCUCGACAUUCUCGUGUCGCUUCAGUUUGGGCUCCCAAGAAUGAUCAACGAGCGGGAUUCCGACACCCGGGCACCGCGCAACAUCCCCACCGAGGAGAUGUCUCCAGAUAUGACCGCACUGCCGCCAUCGCGACCAGAAUCCGGCGCUGCAGUCUCAUCUUACAUGCGAUCACGGACGACGUUAGUCUCGAUUCUGGGGUUGAUCCAUAGCCAUGUCACGUCGGUGCACCCACUGUCGUACGAGACGGUAAUCCAGCUCCAUGAGAUGUUGAAUGAGCAACACGAGGCCCUCCCGAUCGGCCUGAAGGUGCGCGAAUGCGCACCAGUGACAGACUCGGCCGCGGUGGUGAUGAGGCGUCUAUCAUUGGACCUGUUGUUUCAAAAGUCUCGCUGCGUGCUGCAUCGGCGGUAUAUGAGACCCCAAAAUCGCCUGUCAUGGGAGACCUGCAUUGACGCUGCACUUAUGAUCAUUCGUCAUCAGUCGUACGUAUAUCGUGAAACCCAGUCUGGCGGAUUGUUGAGUGGCCAUCUGUGGAAGAUCACAUAUUUAGCGACGUAUGACUUCCUCCUCGCCAGUAUGCUUCUCUGUCUCGGGCUUCACUGGGGAGUCAAUGCAGAGUCAGACGGGGUGCCAGCCAUAGGUCUGCACUCAAACGGAGGACGAUACUCCGCCCUACUCAGCGCUUUGGAAGAUUCAUACACUAUCUGGGCGGAGUGGUGCACUGAUAGAAACGGGUCUAAGCGAGUACUGGAGAUUGUGAAACUUAUGCUAGACCGAGUGAAAAGGGACGGUUCAUUAUCAUCAUUUGGGGAACACUCCAAGCAAAGCACCGCCACUGCCAAGCAAGGGAGUGGCUUGGGUAUGUUACUGUCUCGUGGGAACUUACGAAAUUGA
This is a messenger RNA of Aspergillus homomorphus CBS 101889, 1731 nucleotides long. Its product is annotated as Zn(II)2Cys6 transcription factor. Lineage: Eukaryota; Fungi; Ascomycota; Eurotiomycetes; Eurotiales; Aspergillaceae. Gene Ontology annotation, molecular function: DNA binding; DNA-binding transcription factor activity, RNA polymerase II-specific; zinc ion binding. The annotation marks the transcript as partial. The record is from RefSeq and is a predicted model, not a curated record. The transcript is spliced from 4 exons. Gene Ontology annotation, biological process: DNA-templated transcription; regulation of DNA-templated transcription. Gene Ontology annotation, cellular component: nucleus.